This is a messenger RNA of Menidia menidia (Atlantic silverside), 1917 nucleotides long. Lineage: Eukaryota; Metazoa; Chordata; Actinopteri; Atheriniformes; Atherinopsidae. The record is from the annotation of a GenBank genome assembly.
GGACAGCACAGCAUGCUCCUGGACAAAGCCUGGAUGAAUGUGGACGAUGGCAUCAUGCAGAACAGCUCUGUGGAUAUAAAUCCUGAUGCCAGCACCACUGACGCCUCUCCUCCUGCAGCAGUCUGUGUUCGUCCUCUCACUGAGGAGCUCCAGGCAGCAGCAGAGCAGCCGGACAGCUCCACCAUAGAGGUGGUGUCAGUGACGGAGGAAGACCUCCCCCCGGUCAGGACCCCCACCACUCUGAAUGUCAGUCCGCUGGGAAGCUUUGCUGCUGACCUCCAGUCAGAGAAAGAGCCGUCCACAUCUGCAGAGCUCCAGCCGCCGCCGGCCCCCAGCCCCCAAAUGCCCAUCACCAAGGUGCAGCCCUUCCUCAGUGAGGAGGACUUGGACAAAGGCUGGAAGAGCAGAGUGCUGGCCCACCGCCUGGAGCUCCUGAUGGCCUCCUGCCUCGUGCUGGUGGUCACUCUGGCCCUGAGCAUCGGCCUCGGAGUGGGGCUGAGCUGUGUGGGGAAGUUUCGCUGUGGCUCGUCCUCUCAGUGUGUGAGCGCCUCGGCUCAGUGUGACGGAGUGGUCCAAAGCAGAGGGGAGUGGAGGACGGUCUGUGCAGACGACUGGAACAACUGGCUCGCCAUCUCUGCCUGCAAACAGCUGGGAUACUCCAGCUAUGUGGAGUCCUUCUUCGUCCCUCUGACUUCUGUGGAGCAGGACCUCCAGACCCCCCUGGUCUCCUUCAACCUUAGUCAGACGGAGAUCAUUAAGCUCCAGAACACUGCGUCUGAAAGCGUGCACCAGCUCCAGCACACGGGCGCCCACAUCCUCUCCAUGUUCCCAGCCCUGCUCAGGAGCCAGUGCAGCUCCGGGAUGGUGACCACUCUGAAGUGUCUCGAAUGUGGCUCCAGACCUCAGUACAACACUCGGGUUGUGGGAGGAAACAUCUCUAAGCCGGGCCAGUUCCCCUGGCAGGUCAGCCUUCACUUCCGGAGCGAGCACCUGUGUGGAGGCUCCAUCCUGACCCCCAGCUGGAUCCUCACCGCAGCCCACUUAACAAUGGCUGGAACAGUGUGGGGUUCUGUUGUACUUGAACUGGAUUUGGUCCUGCUGUGUGCGGUCAGAUUUGAGAACUCGUCCCUGUGGACGGCCCACGUGGGUCUGACGGAGCAGCUGCUCCAUGGGGCCCAGUCCCUGGCGGUGAGCAGCAUCCGGUACCACGCCCGCUACCGGCCCAAGGGCCUGGACUACGACAUCGCCCUGAUGAAACUAGCCCGGCCACUCGUGUUCAACGGACAAGUGGAGCCCAUCUGUCUGCCCAACCACGGGGAGGAGUUUGCAGAGGGCACCAUGUGCUGGAUCUCUGGAUGGGGGGCCACAGAGGAAGACGGAGAGACCAGCGUGGUUCUGCGCUCAGCCGCCGUGCCGCUCAUCUCCAGCAAAACCUGCAACCAGCCAGAGGUCUACAGGGGCCUCAUCUCCUCCUGGAUGAUCUGCGCAGGAUAUCUGGAGGGAGGAGGGGACAGCGGGGGCCCUCUGGCCUGUGAGGAUGCUUCGGUGUGGAAGCUCGUUGGAGCGACCAGCUGGGGAAUCGGUUGCGCUAUGAGGAACAAGCCAGGGGUUUACACCCGGAUCACAGCCUCCCUCAGCUGGAUCCACCAGCAGAUGGAGGUCAGUGGGCCCACCUCUGGGCCAGGUCUACUGAGGUCCACCUCUGGGCCAGGCCCACCUACCUGGGGCUCAGAAGCAGGUCUGGACCUGGAGAUGGUUUCGUGGGCGCUAACGCAGUCGGUUUUGUGUCCUACAGAGAGAAGAGGCUGGCAGUGUGUCCACUCACAGAACAGACAACUGACAACUGGCUCCUUCCCUCUGGAUCACAGAGAUUCUCCCGAAGGCCAAGAGACUUUGCACAGCAGAGAGGAGAGUUAG